AUGAAUAGGAUAAUGAUUCUUGAUAAAAAAUAUUUACAACUAUCACAAACGCUAAAUUCCACUAAUGUGAUACUAGAUACUAUCGGCAAGAUUAUAGAAAUCUUGACUAAAAAAACUAAUUGUAUAACACCACAAACUGCUAGGAUUACACACGAAGUAAUGGCAAGAGAGCCAGAGUUUAUAAUUCAAGACUCAAAUAUACCGAAGAAUACCAAAACUUUAAAUAUAAUCUCGCUCAUUGGAAGUUUCUUGUCUCUCUCAGGUAUUAUGGGUAUAUGGAUUACAGCAACUGUUUUUCAGGCCUGGAGGAAAAAACCAGGCACUAAAAUUCUUAUCAACUUAACUGUAUAUAACUUGGGUACUAUAUGUGAAGGUGAUGAAAAUGGAAUUAUUCGCAAGAAAAUGAGAGUUGUAUGCAUUAUAUUGGGUGCUUUAUUACACUAUUCCGUUCUUGCUAGUUUUAUGUGGAUGCUGAUAGCUGCUUCUCUGCAAUUCAUACGUUACGUCAGGGUGUUCGGUGUAUAUAGACCAUCAAGAUUUAUGGUAAAAUUCACAUUAAUUGGGUGGGGAAUACCAGUUUUACCCUUAAGAUUAUCAAUAUUUUUAUUCUUUUUGUUGGGUCUUACAUGGGUAUUUGGUUUGUUUUCUUUUAGCAAGAACCUAAUUUGGUCAUAUCUUUUUUGUCUGACAUCGACGCUACAGGGCUUCGUCUUGUUUGUAUAUUUUGUUAUAUGCGACCCAAUUACAAGAAAUUUGUGGGUCGCGUUGUUAAAUAGCUCUUCCAAAUGCGAAAUAAAAGAGACACAAUAA
This is a messenger RNA of Leptidea sinapis, 810 nucleotides long. RefSeq names its product adhesion G protein-coupled receptor E4-like. The record is from RefSeq and is a predicted model, not a curated record. Gene Ontology annotation, cellular component: membrane. Gene Ontology annotation, molecular function: G protein-coupled receptor activity. Lineage: Eukaryota; Metazoa; Arthropoda; Insecta; Lepidoptera; Pieridae. Bases 1 to 810 code for a protein of 269 amino acids. Gene Ontology annotation, biological process: cell surface receptor signaling pathway; G protein-coupled receptor signaling pathway. The transcript is spliced from 5 exons.